Protobothrops mucrosquamatus (brown spotted pit viper) is the source of this 2111-nucleotide messenger RNA. Its product is annotated as endoglin-like. The record is from RefSeq and is a predicted model, not a curated record. Lineage: Eukaryota; Metazoa; Chordata; Lepidosauria; Squamata; Viperidae. Gene Ontology annotation, biological process: vasculogenesis. The coding region runs from base 1 to 1971 and encodes 656 amino acids. The transcript has 14 exons.
AUGGCCCUGUGGUGCUUCGCCCUGCUGCUUCUCAUCCCUGGCCCUGCAGCCACGGCCACAACAUUCAAUAAUGUAGCAAUCCUUACCUUCCUAGGUGUAUUGAAUUCCUUGGGAUGUCUUCCAGAGCCCAUCCGCAAAGACCAGGCAGUCAGGGUCUUCUACACAACCAGUGUGGUGUCCAGUGGUUGUGAGGCCCGUGGUCCGAUUGAUCCUGACCUCGAGGUCCAUGUUCUGAAUCUGAGAUACAGCAGACCCCAGAUGGCCACCCUCCAGCUCAACGUGUCUUCGAGGGCAGCCCAAGGCGAGCGCAAAGCCGUUUUCGUUCUGAACGCCAACAGCAGCUUCGUUCUGACAAUCCAUUCCGACGAAAACUGCCGCCUCCUCGUCAUUCACGGUCCUCGUAGCUACGUCAUGCCUUCUUCCCGUCAUAACUCCACCGCAACCGUCCUGCCUUUCUCCGGCGAGCAACUUUUGACCUGGGCCAAGGAAACGUACGGAGGCGUCUCUUCCUUUGCGGAGUUAGAAGACCCUCAACGGAUUCUCUUCCGAGUAGGGAGAGAGCCCAGCACGAGCAAAGAUUGCAUCUUGGCGCAGAAUUUCAACGCCGAGUCCUAUCUAGAGGUAGAAGUCCUUUCCCACAAGGUGGAGAUCUGCUUGGAUUCCCACAAAGCAUCUGGAAACGUGGCUCACAUCCUGUGGCUGCAACAGAGUCCAUCAGACGAGAGGAUGCAAACGGUGGAGCUGAAUAUCAAAACCGUUUGUAAGGAUGGCCGUUCGGAGCAAAAAGCAGAACUGCCCAUGGCUUUGUGGCUGAAGAGCCACCAAAACACACUGUGGAAAAUGGGCCACGGGUUCUCAUUUGUGCAACUCUUGGCAUCUGGUAAAUAUUCAUUCGCUACCUUCUCUGGGGUGCACAAUGGUACGACGCUUCCCGACAAUAAGGAGGAACUGAUACAAAAGGCCCGCAACAAUUCCUUCAUGACUUCUUACACCGAAAUCCCCUCAGCCAAAAGCAUCAGCCUGGAAUAUAAGAGGAUUUGCGGCUCAGCCGUAGUCACAACCACCCCAGCCCCCCAGACAGCAGAAAACCUGACCGUCAAGGUCCACCAGCUCAUCAACCUUUGCAAGCCCUGGAAGUGCUUGGAUAGCAGCAUCGAAAUUGCUCUCCUCAAGAUGUAUCUGACGGUGUUACCUACCCGGGUCGAUGCCAUCACCUUGAAAGAUCCCAGCUGCAGGGCCAGAGACAACACGACCCAUUUUGUCCUCAACAGCAUCCUGGACAAAUGUUCCACCCAACUUGAAGGGGGUGUCCAUGUGAAAAACCAGGUGCCCUUUGAAUGUGACCUACCGGAGAAAGUGUCUCUCCAGCUUUACAACUCGGAGGAUUUCAACUCGCCAAGCAAUCCGGUGAUACAAGCUCACCAAGUUACCUACGUGGAGGUCUCGCUCCGAACAGCCAUGAAGCAGUUUUCUCUAGAAAUGGGAGACUGUUUCUUAAAACCCCGAGACAGCCCGCCUCAGUUGUUCUUCCACCAAGGGCUCUCUCUGAGCUACUCGGUGGAGACCCUGAAAUCCCCCAGCCCGAAGACCCAACGCUUCAGCUUCACCUACAAGCCAGAGGAAGAACUGUGGUCCAUCGAUUCGGCCACUUUGGUUUGCGUGGUCCAUCUGAACACCUCGAACGACAAACGCCGAAGCUACGAAGGCUCUUUAGAAGUGAUGCUCAAAAACUACAAUCCUGGAUCCCACAACCAAGGCUUGAGGAUCAGCACCGUGCUGGGCAUCGCCUUUGGCGCUUUCUUGAUCGGAGUCCUGCUCACCGGGGCGUUGUGGUUCAUCUAUUCUCACACUCGUCCGAUCGCCAAAACCCAGCCAGCCUUGGCGAACGCACCUGCGUCGGAGAGCAGCAGCACCAACCACAGUUUGGGCAGCACCCAGAGCACCCCCUGUUCCACCAGCAGCAUGGCAUAGCACCCUGACAACGGGGAGCCACCAGCUUAGAGAGAAAGCACCAGGACUGCAAAGCCGUUGGGUUCCGAGGUUGGUGAAGAAGGUUCCGCUUCAACCCAACUGACUUCUGUUCUUCUCCUUCACGCGUCGAAAAGUUGGGU